GUCAAGUCUACAGCCACUCUUUGGUUUUCUUGACAAAUAAGCUCAAAAGGAAGACGGAGUAGUAAAGAUGACUUGGGAAGGAGGACUCGAGCCCAAUGGCACGGAGGGCAAGAACUUCUACAUCCCCAUGUCCAACAGGACCGGGGUUGUCAGAAGUCCCUUUGAAUACCAGCAGUAUUAUUUGACCGAUCCCAUUAUGUUUAAGAUUCUAGCUCUCUACAUGUUCUUCCUGAUCUGCACCGGGACUCCGAUCAAUUCUCUGACAUUGUUGGUCACAGCUCAGAACAAGAAGCUCCGGCAACCUCUCAACUACAUCCUGGUCAACCUGGCUGUGGCGGGGCUCAUCAUGUGCGCCUUCGGAUUCACCAUCACCAUCACGUCGGCCGUCAACGGCUACUUCAUUCUCGGAGCCACUGCGUGUGCUGUUGAGGGAUUCAUGGCCACAUUAGGAGGUGAAGUGGCUCUCUGGUCCCUGGUGGUUCUUGCUGUUGAAAGGUACAUCGUAGUCUGCAAACCCAUGGGAAGCUUCAAGUUCUCUGGUACUCAUGCAGGAGCUGGCGUCCUUCUCACCUGGGUCAUGGCUAUGGCCUGUGCUGCUCCCCCACUUUUUGGUUGGUCCAGGUACAUUCCUGAAGGCAUGCAGUGCUCGUGUGGACCUGACUACUACACUCUGGCUCCAGGCUUCAACAACGAAUCAUACGUCAUCUACAUGUUUGUGGUCCACUUCUUUACUCCCGUCUUCAUCAUUUUCUUUACUUAUGGAAGCCUUGUGCUGACAGUCAAAGCUGCUGCAGCCCAGCAGCAAGAGUCAGAGUCUACCCAGAAAGCUGAGAAGGAGGUGACACGCAUGUGCAUCUUGAUGGUCUUUGGCUUCCUAGUAGCUUGGGUGCCAUAUGCCAGUUUUGCCGGAUGGAUCUUCUUGAACAAGGGAGCUCCCUUCUCAGCCCUGACAGCAGCCAUCCCCGCCUUCUUUGCAAAGAGCUCAGCUCUGUAUAACCCUGUUAUCUACGUGCUGUUGAACAAACAGUUCCGUAACUGCAUGCUGAGCACUAUUGGAAUGGGCGGCAUGGUGGAGGACGAGACCUCAGUCUCUGCCAGCAAGACAGAAGUGUCCUCUGUGUCUUAAAUUUAGAGAUAUUUUCAUACGCCUGGACAUUUACUUUUUCUAUUGUCUCUUUGGUAUGGAAUAAUCCUGGAGGUGGACUAAAUGCAGUUCAGAGAUGUCCGGACUCUUUGUACUGUAUUUUCAAAAUAAGCAAAUAUAUAAAAUUCUGAAACUAUAUUUUUGUCACUUGCUGAGGAUGUCAUUAUGAACUGGAAACAUUGUAAAUAUAUAUAUGUAAAUUAAUAUAGAUAAAUAAAUG
This is a messenger RNA of Pungitius pungitius (ninespine stickleback), 1364 nucleotides long. Its product is annotated as green-sensitive opsin-like. Gene Ontology annotation, biological process: phototransduction; G protein-coupled receptor signaling pathway; visual perception. Gene Ontology annotation, molecular function: G protein-coupled photoreceptor activity. The transcript has 5 exons. Gene Ontology annotation, cellular component: plasma membrane; photoreceptor outer segment. NCBI's taxonomy places the organism in Eukaryota, Metazoa, Chordata, Actinopteri, Perciformes, Gasterosteidae. The record is from RefSeq and is a predicted model, not a curated record. Bases 68 to 1126 code for a protein of 352 amino acids.